Messenger RNA from Mytilinidion resinicola, 608 nucleotides. RefSeq lists its product as uncharacterized. The record is from RefSeq and is a predicted model, not a curated record. The transcript is spliced from 3 exons. Bases 112 to 459 code for a protein of 115 amino acids. NCBI's taxonomy places the organism in Eukaryota, Fungi, Ascomycota, Dothideomycetes, Mytilinidiales, Mytilinidiaceae.
AGGUGUGGAAUAAUACCAAGUCGCGGGUGCCCUAUGUCAUGACCGGGGUCGGCAAAUGGUGGUACUGCCCCCCAGACAGUGGGGGCCUUAAACUCAAUAAGGCGGGGAACCAUGGGGCAUAUUGCCCGUAUAAUGGAGACCGAACUUGGGGGACAGUUGCUUGGAGAAAAGAGGUGCACUCAGUGCAAGCUGAAAGGCUUUGAAUGCUGGUCGUACUCCAAAGAGGCCCUAGGGCAGGUGAAUCAACGUGGAGUGGCCUGCGCUCGUAGUUGUCACAGGCCCCCCCGUAAGUGCAGCCUCUCGCCUCAUACUGGACGGAAAAAGAGAAGCGAACGGACACGGACCGAGGCAUUGGCAGUUGUUGAUCUGGGCAGUGGAAGUGUCGAUGGGGUUUCUGACGAAUGGGAAAACCCAGAUGAUGAGAUUACUAGUAGUCCGGGGAGUUCAUUCAGCCACUGAGAUAAUGGUGCUAGUUCCUCCUAUUCAUUUUGGCUAUCCAGGUCAACAACUGGAAAGAACUACGGGAGCUGUGGAAGGCCUAGCUAGCUGCAGCUCUUGCCGUCAGCCGAGUCAAGGUUUUUCGUACAAGCUGCUCAGUUAGAUCUUCG